This is a messenger RNA of Guyanagaster necrorhizus, 651 nucleotides long. RefSeq lists its product as uncharacterized. Gene Ontology annotation, molecular function: structural constituent of ribosome. The transcript has 4 exons. Gene Ontology annotation, cellular component: ribosome. Gene Ontology annotation, biological process: translation. Bases 9 to 491 code for a protein of 160 amino acids. The record is from RefSeq and is a predicted model, not a curated record. NCBI's taxonomy places the organism in Eukaryota, Fungi, Basidiomycota, Agaricomycetes, Agaricales, Physalacriaceae.
UCCUCAAGAUGCCUCACUCUUUCGGUUACCGAGCCCGUACGCGGCACAUGUUCAAGCGGGGAUUCAAGGAACAUGGUGCUAUUAAGUUGUCGACGUACUUGAUCAACUACCGUGUCGGUGACAUUGUCGACAUCAAGGCCAAUGCGGCCCAGCAAAAGGGUAUGCCCCACAAAUACUACCAUGGACGGACAGGCAUCGUGUACAACGUCACUCCCAGCGCUGUCGGUGUCAUCGUGUACAAGGUUGUCGGCAACCGAUACAUCGAAAAGCGUGUGAACCUCCGUGUUGAGCACAUCCGGCACUCAAAGUGCCGCCAGGAGUUCUUGGACAGGGUGAAGCGUAACGGUGAAGCGCACAAGGAAGCCAAGGAGAAGGGCGAGCGUGUUCAAUUGAAGAGAAUCCCCGCACUUCCUCGGGAAUCCCGCACUGUGUCUGUCUCUGGCAAUGCGCCCCAGACUAUCACGCCUGUUCGUUACGAGACAUUCAUUUAAUGGAUUGUACUGCGUCAUUUUUGCAUGUACCGUAUGUCUUUGCUACUGCCCAUGCCCACAUGCCGUCCGAAAAUAUGAAACCCUUUAAAAACAUUCAUUGGUGCAACCCCGAGGCCGCUGGUUAACGUGAACCACCCCGUGUCAUUUAUUCUCACAGGGA